AUGCCUGGGCGCCACCUGUGCUUCUAUUUACCCCUGUUUCUCGACAUCGUCGCCUCCGCAGGGACAACGUUGACACCAAGCCUGGAGUUGUUCGGUGCCAUCGGAUCGUCCGUUGUGCUGCCAGGUCCCGGCGAGAAAGAAAUUCAAAAUGUGCGACACCUCCGGUGGGCAUUUGGCAAUAUCCGAAUUAUAGAUUACUUUUACCGCUCAUUGCAAAACGCCACAUUCACCAACUCCUAUAAGGAUCGAUGCGAGUUCAACUCUUCCAACGGAUCUGUGAUGCUGAAAGAUUUAACAGCCCAAGACCAAGGUCUCUAUCAAGUUGACGUUGAUUUAAACGCCAACAACAGCAGAGUCAUCAAACUGAAUGUUAUGGAACGACUGUCGUCUCCUUCAAUCACCACUGGUAUUGCCAUGGUGGAUCAGGACAUUAAUCUGACAUGCCAAGUGGCUGGAGGGAAGGCGAGCUCGGUCCGAUGGACGAAAGACGGCCGAAUGACAACAAACAGCGACGACACGUAUCGCUUGUUGCAAAACAACCUCACCUUGCAGAUCCGGAAUGCCCAAAAAUCACAUUGUGGAGUCUUCACUUGCAUCCUGGAAAAUCGUGUCAGUGAAGUGAACCAUUCUUACCACCUCUUCAUUCAUGGUAUUCCGUCUCUACAUAGCACAACCCUGAGCCUCUCCAUUGUGGCUCUGAUUUUUGGCUGCACAGUCUUCAUCGGCAUUAUCGUUUCUUGUUUACUGGGAGGCAGUACUGCAAUAAGUCUACCGUCUCAUCAAAAAUUACUGCUGUUCUUGCAGUUGGCAUCGAUGGUGUCUCUUGUCGUACUCAUGGCAGCAAUUUGUUUCUGGGGGGAAACUUCAGAAUAUUCUGGAAUCAUAGUGGCUACAUUGGUGAUUUUAAGUCUCCUCCUAAUACUGAUCUUGGUUGCGAUGUGCAGCAUGAAGACAUAUGGCUGGGAGUGGUUUAAUAACAUCCUGUCAACCCAUUUCUGCAGAAUUAUGGUGGAUGCAGUAACUCCAGUGGGCGGACUGAUAGUUAUUUUCAAAUCUGGAAUUCUGAUUGCAGAGAUAUUGAAACAAGCUGGAAAAGGCUGUGAAUCCCCAGACAAUCUUCUAUCAAGUAUUCUCCCUGCCGUCAUUGUGCCAUCAGUUGUCUUUGUUAUGUUCUUUGCAAGUUACGCCAUAUUGUAUACGAAACACAAGCAGCAAAUGAAAACAAAGCAAGAGGUACGAAAUGAACAGCAAGACUGCGCCAUACCACUGAAUGAAAUGCCAGAUCAAGACGUGGGAAUCUCAAGUAAUGUCGCAAAUGGGGAGGAAAUGCCUAGAGUGCAGGCAUCCUGUUUACAAGAUGGGAUACUUAGAAUGGAGUCAACGCAAACUUGUCCAAAAGCAUUAACCCCGUGAUGUCCGAGCAUUUACCCCGUCAGACAGGGGAAACAUUGCAACCAUUCACAAAAUAACCAUGAGGGAGCUAUUUGCUGUAAAAUGUGCUGUAAAAGUAUUGUUGGUGCUGUCUGUAUUGGGCUUGCAAGCAAUUGAUGGGAUGAGUGUCUUGCAGAGAAUUGAUGAAGUUAAUCUAGUCCGGGACACAACGCCAGAGGCCCGGGUUCGAUCCCGACUACGGGUGCUGCCUGUGCAGAGUCCAUCGAUCGCCCCAUACACUCACACUAUACCUACACACUUGUGCGUUCUCCCCGUGGUU
Amblyraja radiata (thorny skate) is the source of this 1711-nucleotide messenger RNA. RefSeq lists its product as uncharacterized. The record is from RefSeq and is a predicted model, not a curated record. Bases 1 to 1413 code for a protein of 470 amino acids. The transcript is spliced from 11 exons. Gene Ontology annotation, cellular component: membrane; cell-cell junction. Lineage: Eukaryota; Metazoa; Chordata; Chondrichthyes; Rajiformes; Rajidae.